GAAGUAAGGGUGGGGGAGCAUGACAGCCAUCUCCGAUCACACGGAAGUCAAAAUGGGAAACAGACAGGCAAAAAGGAGGAGGUGUUUCAGUGGUGGGGGGAGUGGUCUACGUGGUCCUCCUGUUCCAGGAGCUGUGGAGGAGGAGUGAGGAGCCAGGAGAGACACUGUCUCAUGCAGAGGCUGUCCUCCACUCAAAAUGUUAACAGCUCCUGUUGUGUUGGCUCCCCUAAGAAGUACCAGCUCUGUUCAAAGCAGCCGUGUCCCAGCACCAGUGUUAGCUUCAAGCAGCACCAGUGUUCCCAGUUCAACUCUAAAGCCUUUGGAAGGAGAUACUAUCAGUGGAUACCCCUGUACCCAGCCGAUUACAUCAGCAUCUCCAAUAGACCAUGUGACCUGCAGUGUACCACCAUCAGUGGUGAGCGACAGCUGCUGGUUCCUGCCCACGAUGGCACCUCCUGUCGGGAUACUAAAAACCAUGGAGUGUGUAUCGAGGGGAUGUGUCAGCCUGUGGGGUGUGAUGGGGAGCUGUACAGCAGUAAGACUGUAGACAGAUGUGGUGUGUGUGGAGGAAACGGGACAUCGUGCCAGCGGAUCUCUGGAUCCUACAGGAAGGCACUCACACAAAGCCUCAUUAGACGUGCUCUGAAUGGAAGGACGGCUGUCAAGAAGCCACUGUUAAGGAACAGAAAGAGGGAGAACAGGCUGAAGUAUGCCACAUUAGAACUGGACUGGAAAUCGCAGUACUACAACUUGAAUGGGAAACUCCCCCAUAUCACCUAUGAGUAUACCAUCCCACUCAAGUCUCAAGCAGCUGCCGCGGCCUCACGCCACUCCAAUCUUAACCUCACCUAUAAUGACGUAAACGUGGAUGUCAGAGGGGAUCAGAGUAUCUCGAUGAACCACAGCAGAGGGUCAGCAUCUGUCCAUCACGACCUGCACGACCACCCAGAUGUCCAGCUGCAGGAAGAAGAGGAGGAAGUGGUGUGGGAGAUCCAGACCGCCAGACCAGCACCAGUGGACAUUAUGGUCUACAGACCAGCUGACGUCAUCACUCGUGUGUUUAGUCACAAUGAUGUGGAGGAACAGGGACCUCCAGCACCAUCUGGCUACAAAAGCUCUUCCAACUCUUCCAACGAGCACUCGGCUGAAGAUGACAACACGCUAAUGCUCACCUUCCCAGGUGAUCAGAGGGUUCAUCCUGCAGCAGAAGAUGCUCCCCACCUGCUGCUGGAGGAGACAAACACUCACUCAGCCACACACACACCCACUGAGCAGCAGUCAGUUGCUGCUGCAGACACAGACACAAGCUCACAAAUGCACAGGGACGUUGUCACAGUCAUGGACUCUGUGACCUCAGAAACAGUCAGUGGUCCUCACACCGCCAUCCUGGUAGAGCUGCAGCAGGUGUCAGAGGUCCAGGCAGCCGACACGGAGAGCAACAACUUUGAUGUGGAGCCACAUAUUAGUCUGGGAGACCUGUAUAGCUGGAAGGUGUCUGCUUAUGCUCCAUGCAGUUCCACCUGUACAACAGGUAUCACCAGCACAUAUGCCCUGUGCGUCCGGUAUGAUGGCACUGAAGUUGACGACCGUUAUUGUGACUCUCUGACCCGACCGGAGCCCACACAAGAGUUCUGCAUUGGAAAGCAAUGUCCUCCACGAUGGGAGACGAGUGGUUGGAGCGCGUGCUCUCGGACGUGUGGCGAGGGCGUGCAGUAUCGUAUCGUGCGUUGCUGGAAGAUGCUGUCUCCUGGGUUCGACUCCUCUGUCUACGAUUCGCUCUGUCUGUCACAUGAUCUCCACAAACCAGCCAAUAGGAAGGUGUGCCACGGCCAAAGCUGCGGACCCCAGUGGGAGGUGUCGGAGUGGUCGGAGUGCUCAGCACGCUGUGGCUCUCGGGGCAUCCGCACUCGAGAGGUUCGUUGCUCUAUGGAGAGGAAACUGUGUAACGAGACCUCUCGGCCAAUAGAGAGUCAGGAAUGUGAAGGCCCACCUUGUGACAGACGAUGGAGCGUUUCUGAUUGGGGACCUUGCUCAGGUGAGUGCGGGGAGGGCAGGAUGGUGCGUUCUGUGACCUGCCGUUCGUCAGGCGGACUUGUGAUGUCAGACGGGCAGUGUGACCAGCCGUUACGCCCGUUGGCCAUCUAUCCCUGCGGUGACAGAGACUGUGCUCCACACUGGGUUGAGCAGGAGUGGCAACAGUGUAACGCUACCUGUGGCCGCGGCGUGCGACAGCGUCAGGUGGUGUGUGCUGGCCUGGAAGGAGGAGUGUUCAAAGAGUUUCCAGACAGCAGCUGUAACCAAACCAACAAACCGCAGAUGAGCUCAUCCUGCUUCCAGAGACCCUGCUCCAAGUGGUUCACCACAUCCUGGUCUCAGUGCAGCAAGACCUGUGGGCGUGGCGUCCAGGUUCGAGAGGUCAAGUGUUACCAAGGGGAGGAGCUGGUAACGAGGGGUCACAGCUGCGACUCUGCCCUCAAGCCAGAAACCAAGCAGAGCUGUGAAAUCCAGAGCUGUCCGACAGAAGCACCAGCAUCACAAGGAGCAGACUUCUGCCAGGACAAAGCAACAGCCAACUGUGCCCUGGUUCUCAAGGUGAAGCUGUGUUCCCACUGGUACUACAGGAAGGCCUGCUGCCAGUCCUGUAAGGCACCCAGACCCUGAAGCCUUCGCUGUAACCUCUCACCUCAGCAUCAGCCAGUUACCAAAGGUCACGCUUUUAUUGGUGCUACACAAAGCUCGCUGCUCGCCGCAGUACAUCAACAUAACCUGAUUACUUUUAUCCAAUCAUUGAUGUCAAAGGUCAACUUAUGGUCACUGUAUGAUUCUCUCCUUAUCAUUGUGGAAAGUAUACCAGUACGAGGUCUUCUCCCAGCAUCCUUUCUGAACUAUAUCACUGACUGUGGUACUAGUUUAGUCACAACCUCCACCUCAGACAAUGUGAAGAUAGACUAGCUUUAGGGGGCGGAGCUGGGUGAUGAGGAGGAAACAGUUCUUUCUGUGUUCAUCGCUCCAGAUAACAAAUGUGUCAUUUCUACGGUGCUAAAGAAGCUGUAUGUAAACACGUCAGAGCCUAAAGCGACGGUCGUCACUGUGGCAGCAGACUGAGACAGGCGGGGAAACUCGGCCCUGUCCUUAAUGUACACAAACGGGGAGUUUGGGCAGGUUGUCCUCCUGCUGCCAGCAUGGAACGCAGCUCCUCGUCCUCCCCGCACAGCACGGCUACCGUAAUGUCACCUGUCGUGUCCAUACCGCCGCUUACGUCUUCAAAUCGAACUGCAUUUGAACAAUAUUUUCAGCCCUUCAAAUGGAAACACAGCUGAUAUUCAAAGUGAACCUGGACACAGCAUAGAAAAAAAACAGCUCAUUGUGUUUCCAUUUAAAUGAAAGAAUCCAAAGUAUUAACUGAGUUUAUCUAUACAGCAUCAAAUCAUAAAGUCGCCUCACAGUGCUUCACGUUGUAUAUAACAUUGUAACGUGCCUUUUAAUGGGAUUAAUGUGCCUUUGGAACUAUUGUCAAGCGACAUCUAACUGAAAACUGCGUUUUCACUGCAGCAUCUCUAAAGAUUGUUUCCUAGCUGGUAGUAAUGAGUUGCCGUUGCACAAAAUGAUUCUUUAGCUUGCAGCCGGGGUCGUCCUCUGUAAAUAAGAUGGCUCUGGGAAAGCUGGUACAAGUUUACUGGUAAGGAGUCAAGAAACAAUUGUGACUUCUGUGGGCUUUUCAACCUGCAGCAGCUGAAGGACAACACGCCAGCCGUGCAAACAGAGCAGCAGGAACACGCUGCUGCCAGUGAAAACUGCCCGGGCCAAACUCUCGUCUGCGUAGUACACUGUUUGUUUACCUGAUGUUACACUGCCUCAGAGCUGCUGCUGCUCUGACUGUUUGUACUGUAUCCCACUGAAAGAAUUAAAGGUGAGUGUUUGUGUGUUGACCCACUGCUUCUUUGUAGUCGGACUGACCCUUGCAUUUAGCGAUGCUGUUGGAUACCAAGGUGUAGUUGUGAAAUAGAAGGAACGAGCUUAAACUUUAGUGGUGUGCAGCUUAAAGGUGGUAAUUCAAGCUAGGUUGUAUGUGUGUGUGAAUAAAAGAA
Pundamilia nyererei is the source of this 4088-nucleotide messenger RNA. RefSeq names its product ADAMTS-like protein 2. Gene Ontology annotation, biological process: proteolysis; extracellular matrix organization. Gene Ontology annotation, molecular function: metalloendopeptidase activity. The coding region runs from base 172 to 2661 and encodes 829 amino acids. NCBI's taxonomy places the organism in Eukaryota, Metazoa, Chordata, Actinopteri, Cichliformes, Cichlidae. The record is from RefSeq and is a predicted model, not a curated record. Gene Ontology annotation, cellular component: extracellular matrix. The transcript has 18 exons.